Pseudovirgaria hyperparasitica is the source of this 669-nucleotide messenger RNA. RefSeq lists its product as uncharacterized. The record is from RefSeq and is a predicted model, not a curated record. NCBI's taxonomy places the organism in Eukaryota, Fungi, Ascomycota, Dothideomycetes, Acrospermales, Acrospermaceae. The coding region runs from base 1 to 669 and encodes 222 amino acids. Gene Ontology annotation, molecular function: protein binding. The transcript has 2 exons.
AUGGCGCAGCCUACUGGGUACAUGCAACCGGGCCGUAACAUACGCAAGAGGAAGGCAGAUGUACUCGACGAGGAUGACAAAAACUUCUGCGAUGCAAUCGAUGGAAGCAUAGUUGUCCUGGAAAUCUCCUACGAAGGCAGGAACAGUACCCUGAACGUCCAUGAAGAGGUCCUACUCCAAUCGUCCAACUAUUUCGGAGCUGCUUUACGUGAAGCCAAUCAAGAAAACACUACACUGAAGCUACAGGUGACCGAAUUCGACCAUGAGACUGUCAAGGCCUUUGUUGGAUGGUUGUACUUCGCAAGCCUCCCAAAUCAGGACGUGGGUCCCUGGAACCUGUAUCUGCUGGCUGACAAGUAUCGAGUCGGUCCCCUUUCUAAGGCGAUUCUCGAAUCAGUCCAUGCAGACUUCUCACCAACUUCCCCAGCCCCAUUGCCAUGCUAUUCGGAGAUCGCCACCAUGUUCGAACGCCUACCAGCGCAGGACCCAAUGCUGACCCUUCUUGUUGAUGGACACGUUUGUGUGUUCGCAAGUCCGCUGGACUGUGAUCCUGACGUAGAGAACGACCGUCGGAUGGUCCCGGUGGACUUCUGGAUCAGAAUGGCGAUCCAAUUCGCUGACACCAGCUUAGGAAUGUUCCUGCCACCUCUGCAAAAGUAUAUCACCUAG